CAUGUCCGGUGGUACGGCACCACGGGUCGUCGUUGAGGACUACCGCGUGUAAAACAUCAAAGCCGCGGUUGAAUUGGUUGAACGCCGAUGCCUCUUUCUGACCGGUGGCUGCAUGUUUAUAUAGGCGAGGAAACUCCCCUCGCGUGGAUUACAAUCCUUGGCGGACAAGAUAUGCUAGUUACAAAGAUUUAUCUCUAACAGCCCCCUCAAUCAUAGCCGAGCGAGGUUAAGAUUGUGCUUGGAGUUCUCCAGCUGUCGUACCGCAAGCGCUCGGCACGGCCGCUCCCGGCGCCCAUCACUGGCUCGCCGAAUUGGCCGACUUCGCCAAGGUGUUCGUCGCCGGCGAGUCGUCCGGCGCGAACAUGUCCCACCACGUCGCGGUGAGGCGCGGGCCGGGCCAGCUCGCCCUUGACCCGCUGCGCAUCACGGGGCACGUCCCGGCGACGCCUUUCUUCGGCGGCGCCGAGCCCACCGCGGCGGAGGCGGCGGCGCCCCCGCCCGGAGCGCCGUUCACGCCGGAGAUGUCCGACAAGCUGUGGGGCCUGUCGCUCCCGGCCGGCGCGACCAGGGACCACCCGGCGGCGAAUCCGUUCGGCCCGGACAGCCCGCGCCUGGAGCCGGUGGCGUUCCCGCCGGUGCUCGUCGUGUCGGCCGGCCGCGACAUCCUCCACGAGCGCGUGCUGCGCUACGCGGCGGCGCUGGGGGAGAUGGGGAAGCCGGUGGAGCUCGCCGUCCUCGAGGGGCAGGAGCACGCGUUCUUCUCCCGACAGCCGUGGAACGAGGCGGCCAACGAGCUGAUCCGUGUCGUGAAGCACUUCGUCCACAGAGGCAACGGCGCCCAGUGCAACUAGUGUACUGUACAGAUAGUUGGUGAUUAGUCUAACAAUAAAUCUGUGUCCUUUUUGGUUAGUCUUGUUCUCGCUCGUUCUCUAGAACAUGGCAAUACAAAAUGGAUGGACUC
Molecule: messenger RNA, 961 nt
Organism: Setaria italica (foxtail millet)
Lineage: Eukaryota; Viridiplantae; Streptophyta; Magnoliopsida; Poales; Poaceae
Product: probable carboxylesterase 15
Exons: 1
Coding region: 363-851 (162 amino acids)
Molecular function (GO): hydrolase activity
Source: RefSeq, a predicted model, not a curated record